Molecule: messenger RNA, 3273 nt
Organism: Triticum aestivum (bread wheat)
Lineage: Eukaryota; Viridiplantae; Streptophyta; Magnoliopsida; Poales; Poaceae
Product: putative disease resistance protein RGA4
Exons: 5
Coding region: 1-3273 (1090 amino acids)
Molecular function (GO): ADP binding
Source: RefSeq, a predicted model, not a curated record
AUGGUUCCUUUCCUGGCGCCGUUGCUGGGCAGCGUGGCGGCCAAGGUUGGUGACGCGCUGGUGGGCGAGCUGCUGCGGGCGUGGGGGCUGGACAAGGCCCGCCGGAAGUUGGAGCGCCACCUCGCUGCCGUCCAGUGCAUCAUGCUGGACGCCGAGGCCAAGAGCCGCACCAACCCCGCUGUCCGCCAGUGGAUGACGGACCUCAAGACUGCCGCCUACCAAGCUGACGACAUCCUUGAUGCCUUCCGAUGCGAGGCUUUGCGCCGCCGUGCCGCUCAUAUCCGCCACUCCACCGCACGUAAGGCGCUGAGCUACUUUACCGUCAAUAGUCCCGUUGUUUUCCGUCUAUCCAUGAGCAGGAAGAUGAAGGAUGCCCUUGAGAUGAUAGAUGAACUGGUUGUCGAGAUGAACAAUUUUCACUUCCUACAACUUACCGAGACACCAACUAUUGAUCAUCCACAAACACACUCUCAUGUUGAUGAAUCAGAUAUAGUCGGCAGACAAGAUGAGAAGGAACAAGUGGUGAAGAUAUUGCUCGACCACGCCGACAACAACAAUAAGAAUAACAAUGUCAUGGUGCUUCCCAUAGUUGGUAUGGGGGGAAUUGGUAAGACUACACUUGCCCAACUUGUGCACAAUGAUCCGAGGGUGAUGCAUCAUUUUGAGUUGGUCAUAUGGGUCUGUGUCUCUGACAAGUUUGUUAUUGAAGAAAUUAUUCGAUCUAUUAUACAAGUGGUUACAAUGAACAAGUGUGAAUUGACUGAGAUGGAAGCACUUGAGAAGAAACUUGGUGAAGUGUUGGGAAAGAAAAGGUGCCUCCUAGUGUUGGAUGAUGUUUGGAAUGAAGAUAGACAGAAGUGGGAUGAGAUGAGAUCAUUGUUGUGCUCACAUGUUGGCUCAGGUAGUGCAAUAAUUGUGACAAGCCGAAGUGAUCGAGUUGCUUCUAUCAUGGGCACACUUCCUCCACAUAUGAUAUUUGUUCUAAAUGAGGACCAAUCAUGGGAGCUUUUUCGUAGAAGCACAUUUGGAAGCGGAGUGGAAAAACAAGGGGAAUUGAUUUCAGUUGCUAAGAGUAUUCUCCAUAAGUGCAAGGGAUUGCCUCUUGCUAUCAAGACCAUAUCUGCUUUACUUCAGUCGAAGCAUCAUACUCAAUGGUUCUCUGUUCUGGAUAGUGAUGUCUGGAAAGAUGAUAUCAUCACAUCUACCGGAAUUGUACCCGCACUACAGCUAAGCUAUUAUAACUUGUCAUCGGAAGCAAAAACAUGCUUUUCAUUCUGUGCUAUUUUCCCCAAGGAUAGCAUGUUGGAGAAAGACACGUUAAUCCAGCUAUGGAUGGCAAAUGACUUUAUUGCAUCGGAAGCAAGAGGCGAACACAUUUUUGAUGUGCUAGUUUGGAGAUGUUUUCUUCAAGAUGUGGAGACUCAAAAAAAAUUGCGCCCUGAACUUCGAUAUGGGAAUUUUCAUUCUGUUCAAGAUGAAUUCAUCCACCAACCAACUACUUGCAAGAUGCAUGAUCUUAUUCAUGAUCUCGCUGACAACAAUCUUCAUCAUGUCAAGAAAACUCCAGUUCAUUACAAAAUGAGGUUCGACAUUUGUCACUUGAGUAUGAAAUUGCCAAAGGGCAUGGGAUGUAUGAUCAGUCUUUGGCACGUCUUCCUCGUUGGUUGUCAUCGUUUGGAGCACAUGCCACGAGGUAUUGGUCAGCUGAAUUCUCUGCGGACGUUGACAAGUUAUGUCAUUGAUAGUGAUGCGAGUCGUGGAAUUGUUCAACUGAAAAAUUUGAAUCUAGGUGGUGCUCUUUCUUUGUCUGGGAUAAGAAAAGUACAUAGUGCAGAAAAUGCUAAACAAGGCAAUAUGUCCGCCAAGCACAAUUUAAAAAGAUUAUCACUUGAUUGGUAUGGAUCUUAUAGCACAAAUAUUGGAUUUGAACUUGAUACUAAUCCAGAAGGAAUAUUGGAAGCCCUUUGUCCGGGCAAAAGGCUUGAAGCUUUACAACUAUGUAAUUAUACCGGUGCUAAAUUGUCAACAUGGAUGCACAACUCUACACUAUUGGAGAAUCUCAGUGAACUUUCUCUCAGUAGCUGCCAGAACUGCAAGGAUCUUCCACCAUUAUGGCAGCUGCCCUCUCUCGUGUACUUGAGUUUGGAUAGUUUGGGUAGCUUGACAAGUAUAUGUGUUGGUAAUAAUGAUACUAACAAUGUGGAAUCAUGUAUUUCUCCACCACAUUUCUUUCCUAAAUUGGAAACGAUGAUAGUUUCCAACAUGCCUAAGCUAGAGAGAUGGCACCAAGAGGUGGCAGGACAAGUAGCAGUUGUAUCAUUCCCUCAGCUCAAGAAGCUCAGUAUUUCCGAAUGCCCAAUGCUAGCAAGCAUGCCCAAGAUGAUCCCUUUGCUUGAUGAUCUACUGGUGAAUGAAGCAAGAGACAUUCCCCUUUACCAUCUGAUGAAUCUGUCUGUGCAAUCUAAUCUCAAGUGUAAAGGAUCCAUUAAAAUGAAACGUAGAGUUGGUUGGCUGCAUGAAGAUCUUCAUUUCUCGAGGAUUGGUAACUCUAAUGUGAGCCUGCUACUCACAGGUUUGAGUGGAAAUGUAGAGCGCUUUCAAGAGGAGUUGAGUAAAAUACCUUCCAGAUUUAUUAAGGAGCUAGGUAUAGAAAAUUGUGACUGCCUUUUCUCAUCUGAAGCAUCAGAAAUACAACAGAAUAUAUGGAAACAUUUUGGUUUUGUUGAAAGAAUGUGGAUUUCAAGCAUCAAUAAUAUAAUACAAUGGCCAUUGGUAGAAUUCAGAAACCUGAAUUGUCUUCGAAGUCUACAUUUGCUCGAUUGUUCCAACUUAACCGGUUCCCUUCCAUCAACAAUAUCUGAUGAGGAAAAUUUCCAGCAUCCUCGACUCCAGAAUCAUUUAGUUAUAAAUUGUGGAAAAUGGUUGGAGGUACCAAAGUUGCCCUCAUCGCUUGAAACUUUGCACAUCGCUCGUUGUCCCAAGCUGGUGUCAAUGCCAAGAAACCUUUGGAACAUGACAAAAUUGAGAGAAAUCUUUGUGAUGGACUGUGCUACCCUGACGACGUUUCCAGAUGGAAUGUAUGGAGUCACUGCGCUCAAGAAGCUAGAUAUUUGGAAAUGCCCAAGGUUAGAGACACUACCGGAGGGACUCCUGCAGCAGCUCCCGGCCCUCGAGCAACUAACUAUCAAAGAUUGCCCGAACUUGAAGGGAGCCUUCUCAAGAGGAGGUGUUUACUGGAAUUUGGUGAAAUCAAUUAGACAUCGAUUAGUUUAA